Molecule: messenger RNA, 795 nt
Organism: Otolemur garnettii (small-eared galago)
Lineage: Eukaryota; Metazoa; Chordata; Mammalia; Primates; Galagidae
Product: pulmonary surfactant-associated protein A-like
Exons: 4
Coding region: 1-795 (264 amino acids)
Cellular component (GO): multivesicular body; rough endoplasmic reticulum
Molecular function (GO): signaling receptor activity
Source: RefSeq, a predicted model, not a curated record
AUGGGCUGUUGGCCCCUCCCUUCUGCAGAAGCAAUGGGAGCUGGAACCAUGCUGCUGUGCCCUCUGGCCCUCAUCCUCACUUUGGUGGCAGCUUCCAACACUGUAGGUGAUGUGAAGGAUGUUUGUGUUGGAACCCCUGGUGUCCCUGGCACUCCUGGAUCCCACGGUCUGCCAGGAAGAGAUGGGAGAGAUGGUAUCAAAGGAGACCCUGGACCUCCAGGCCCCAUGGGCCCCCCUGGAGGAAUGACAGGUCUCCCUGGGCGCGAUGGGCUAAAUGGAGCCCCUGGUGUUGCUGGAGAGCGUGGAGAGAAGGGCGAGCCCGGAAUGAGGGGUCCUCCAGGGCUCCCGGCUUAUCUAGAUGAGGAGCUCCAAGCCACACUCCAGGACCUCAGACAUCAAAUCCUGCAGUCAGCAGGAGUCCUGCUGUUGCAGGGAUCCAUGCUGGCAGUGGGAGAGAAGGUCUUCUCCACCAACGGGCAGUCAGUCAAUUUUGAUGACAUCAGAGAGUCAUGUGCCAGAGCAGGUGGCCACAUUGCUGUCCCGAGGAGUCCAGAGGAAAAUGAGGCCAUUGCAAGCAUUGUGAAGAAGUAUAACACGUAUGCCUACCUGGGCCUGGCCGAGGGCCCCACCCCUGGAAACUUCCACUACCUGGACGGAGCCCCUGUCAACUACUCCAACUGGUACCCUGGAGAGCCUAGGGGGAGGGGCAAAGAGAAGUGUGUGGAGAUGUACACAGAUGGGCAGUGGAAUGACAAGAACUGUCUGCAGUACCGACUGGCCAUCUGUGAGUUCUGA